AUGGCCCUCCGCACCCUCGGCGCCAAAGCAGCCGCAGCGCUCGACCAAGAACUCAUGAGCACCGGCGCCUUCUCCCUCGACCAACUCAUGGAACUCGCUGGCCUGUCCGUGUCCCAAGCCCUCUUCAAACUUCAACCUCCGAGCAAAGGAAACCGUAUCUUGAUUGCCGUAGGACCCGGCAACAACGGCGGUGAUGGAUUGGUCGCUGCCAGACACCUCUGGCACUAUGGCUACAAACCUACCGUCUACUAUCCCAAGCAACCCAAGAAUGAGUUAUACCAGCGUCUCACCCAACAACUCCGCGACCUGCAUAUCCCGUUUACAUCUGACUUUUCCGCCCAACUCUCCUCUACCGACUACAUAAUCGACUCCAUCUUUGGAUUCUCCUUUUCCGGCGAAGUCCGCGAACCUUUCCCUUCCGUCAUUUCCGCUCUCCAAGCCUCCAAAAUUCCUGUUUUGGCUGUGGACGCACCAAGUAGUUGGAACAUUGAAACAGGACCUCCGGACGAGGGACCGNGGAAAGGAUAUAACCCUGAUGCGUUGAUCAGUUUGACGGCGCCAAAGCCGUUGGUCAAGUGGUUUGAGGGUAGACAUUUUGUGGGUGGGAGGUUUNUGACAAAGGAUAUGGCUGAGAAAUAUCAACUGGAUAUUCCUCCGUAUGAAGGGCUUGAUCAGGUUGUCGAGGUGCCUGUCAAAUGA
Aureobasidium musti is the source of this 699-nucleotide messenger RNA. The record is from the annotation of a GenBank genome assembly. NCBI's taxonomy places the organism in Eukaryota, Fungi, Ascomycota, Dothideomycetes, Dothideales, Saccotheciaceae.